AUGCGAGACUCCCCGCACUGGUGGAUUCAGCUUGAAAAGUCUCUGCAGCGGAAUAGAGUCCAUGCUUUUGCACGCUACUUCCAGGUGGCCACAGUCCGACCAGACGGUCGCCCCGCGAACCGUACUGUAGUUUACCGUGGUACGGUGGAGCGAGGCAAGGACGCUGCACCCUACGUUACCUUCGUAUCAGACCUGCGCUCUGGCAAGCACAAAGACUUGGAGAAGUGUACGUGGUGUGAGAUCUGCUGGUACAUGCCCGUUACACGUGAACAGUACCGAAUCACUGGCUGUGCAGAAGUCGUCGGUGCUUCUGGCGCAGACGCUUUCCUCAGAGAGGCUCGGAAAGAGGUCUGGUGCCGACUGACGCCGCCUCUGCAGGCGCCGUUUCUGGCGCCAACCCCAGGUCUUCCGCUACGAGUCGCCAGCGCCUCGAAACCAGAGAUCAAGCUCGACGAUGCAGGUGUCCCUGAUUCGUUCGGUCUCGUGCUGGUUUUGGCAACUCGUGUGGAUUACUUGCAACUCGCGAAAUCCAAUGGACCACCACCACAUCGAACUUGUUACUAUCGGAAUAUCGGAGCGCCAGAUGUCAAAGAUGCGAACGCUGCAACAGAAGUUGAAGUUUGGGAGAUGGAGGCACUGCAGCCGUGA
Messenger RNA from Cyanidioschyzon merolae strain 10D, 648 nucleotides. RefSeq lists its product as hypothetical. The transcript has a single exon. Gene Ontology annotation, molecular function: FMN binding. The coding region runs from base 1 to 648 and encodes 215 amino acids. Lineage: Eukaryota; Rhodophyta; Bangiophyceae; Cyanidiales; Cyanidiaceae. The record is from RefSeq and is a predicted model, not a curated record.